Molecule: messenger RNA, 5711 nt
Organism: Amborella trichopoda
Lineage: Eukaryota; Viridiplantae; Streptophyta; Magnoliopsida; Amborellales; Amborellaceae
Product: myosin-17
Biological process (GO): actin filament organization
Cellular component (GO): actin cytoskeleton; membrane; myosin complex
Molecular function (GO): ATP binding; microfilament motor activity; actin filament binding
Source: RefSeq, a predicted model, not a curated record
CACCUUCCUUUCUUCUUUCUAGUUUCUCUCUCUAGUUUAACAACGGUAUACAGUCCGCUAGAGAGAGAAACUGUGGACUAUAUAAAAUGCAAAAGGCCGGAUUUUUGAGCUUCUUCUCUCUGUUAAUCUCUCUCUUAUUUUUUUCUGCUUAGCUUUUGAUAUUGGAGAAGCUUCAACAUAUACAACGAUUGCUCAAAAGGCGAGAACCUUUCUGAACAACUUCCGAUCUACUCGCCGGAAUCUUUUUUCCGGCGAAUUUUCUGCUUUGGAAUUGGAUGAUCGCCGGAAUUUGUUCUCAUCGUCAGCUCCCCUUGGAGGGCCUUAGAAAUGGCGGCUCCAGAUAAUAUUGUUGUGGGCUCUCAUGUAUGGGUUGAAGAUCCAGUAUUAGCAUGGGUUGAUGGAGAGGUUUCCCGUAUCAAUGGCCAGGAAGUUCAUGUUCAUACUACUAAUGGGAAAACGGUGGUCACAAAUGUGUCAAAAGUUUUGCCCAAGGACACAGAAGCUCCUCCUGGUGGAGUGGAUGACAUGACAAAGCUUUCUUAUUUGCACGAACCGGGAGUUCUACAAAACUUGGCCACUCGAUAUGAACUUAAUGAAAUCUAUACAUACACCGGUAACAUAUUGAUUGCAGUAAAUCCUUUUCAAAGGCUGCCGCAUCUAUAUGGUACUCACAUGAUGGAACAAUACAAGGGAGCAGCCUUUGGAGAACUAAGCCCUCAUGUUUUCGCAGUUGCUGAUGUUGCAUACAGAGCUAUGAUAAAUGAGGGAAAAAGCAACUCCAUUCUGGUGAGUGGGGAAAGUGGUGCUGGUAAAACUGAAACGACAAAGAUGCUUAUGCAAUACCUCGCUUACUUGGGGGGACGAUCUGGAACAGAAGGAAGGACAGUUGAACAACAAGUUUUGGAAUCUAAUCCAGUCCUCGAAGCAUUUGGCAAUGCUAAAACUGUUAGAAACAACAACUCUAGUCGUUUUGGGAAAUUUGUUGAAAUACAAUUUGACAAGAGUGGGAGGAUAUCGGGGGCAGCUGUCAGAACCUACCUUCUCGAAAGGUCUCGUGUUUGCCAGAUUUCAGAUCCUGAGAGAAACUACCAUUGCUUUUAUCUCCUUUGUUCAGCGCCACCUGAGGAUAUCGAGAAAUAUAAAUUGGGGAAUCCACGAUCUUUUCAUUACCUUAAUCAAUCUAAUUGCUAUCAACUAGAUGGUGUGAAUGAUGCACAUGAAUAUCUUGCAACCAGGAGGGCAAUGGAUAUUGUUGGCAUUAGUGAGCCAGAACAGGAGGCAAUCUUCAGGGUUGUUGCUGCUAUUUUACAUCUUGGUAAUAUUGAGUUUGCUAAGGGAAAGGAGAUAGAUUCCUCUGUCCUUAAGGAUGAGAAGUCUAGGUUUCAUCUGAAAAUGACAGCUGAACUGCUCAUGUGUGAUGAGAAGAGCUUGGAAGAUGCACUGUGUAGACGUGUAAUGGUGACACCUGAAGAGGUUAUUACGAGGGACCUCGAUCCUGUUGCUGCAAUGAUUAGUAGAGAUGGUCUAGCCAAAACGAUCUACUCCCGCUUAUUUGACUGGCUUGUGGAUAAGAUCAAUGUUUCGAUUGGUCAAGAUCCAAACUCAAAGUCAUUGAUUGGAGUCCUUGAUAUUUAUGGUUUUGAAAGUUUCAAGUCCAAUAGUUUUGAGCAGUUCUGUAUAAAUUUCACUAAUGAGAAGCUGCAACAACAUUUUAACCAGCAUGUAUUCAAAAUGGAGCAGGAAGAGUACACUAAAGAGGAAAUUAACUGGAGCUACAUUGAGUUUAUUGACAACCAAGAUGUGCUGGAUCUGAUUGAAAAGAAACCUGGUGGUAUUAUUGCUCUUCUAGAUGAAGCUUGCAUGUUUCCGAAGUCGACGCAUGAAACAUUUGCGCAGAAGCUCUAUCAAACAUUUGCAAAGAAUAAGCGAUUUAUCAAACCGAAGCUUUCUCGCACUAAUUUCAUUAUUUCGCAUUAUGCUGGGGAGGUCACAUAUCAAGCCGAUCUGUUCUUGGAUAAAAACAAAGAUUAUGUGGUAGCAGAGCACCAGGAUUUGUUAAAUGCUUCAAAAUGUCCUUUCGUUGCUGGUCUGUUUCCUCGACUUCCGGAGGAGUCAUCAAAGUCUUCCAAGUUUUCUUCUAUUGGAACACGUUUUAAACAACAACUUCAAGCUCUGAUGGAAACAUUGAACUCAACAGAACCACACUACAUUAGAUGCGUGAAGCCAAACAACGUUCUUAAACCUUCUAUAUUUGAAAACUUCAAUGUCAUCCAACAAUUACGCUGUGGCGGUGUACUUGAGGCUAUUAGGAUCAGCUGUGCUGGAUAUCCUACCAGACGAACUUUCUAUGAAUUUCUGCACCGUUUUGGUGUUCUUGCUCCUGAAGUUUUGGAUGGGAAUUCUGAUGAAGUGGUCGAAUGUAAAAAGAUUCUGGAUAAGAUCGGCCUGAAAGGUUAUCAGAUAGGCAAGACAAAGGUUUUCCUGAGAGCUGGUCAGAUGGCUGAGUUGGAUACACGAAGGGCUGUGGUGUUGGGGAAUGCAGCCAGGGCUAUUCAACGCCAAAUCAGAACUCAUAUUGCUCGCAAGGAGUUCAUUGCACUUCGGAAAGCUGCUAUUCAACUGCAAUCCUUUUGGAGAGGGGAAGUGGCUCGUCAAUUGUAUGAGAACAUGAGAAGGGAUGCAGCAGCAGUGAAGGUCCAGAAGAAUUUGCGCAAGUAUCUCGCCAGGAAGUCAUACACAAGACUAAGGUCUUCUUCUAUUGCAAUCCAGACAGGCUUAAGGACUAUGGCCGCUCGCAAUGAGUUCAGGUUUAGAAAGCAAACCAAAGCUGCAAUCAUCAUUCAGGCUCAAUGGCGUUGUCAUAGAGAUUAUUCUCAUUACAAGAGUCUAAAGCAUUCUGCCAUCACGUAUCAAUGUGCCUGGAGGCAGAGGAUUGCACGAAGAGAGCUUAGAAAGCUCAAAAUGGCUGCAAGGGAAACCGGGGCACUUAAAGAAGCAAAAGACAAGCUCGAGAAACGUGUGGAGGAACUUACAUGGCGUUUGCAACUGGAGAAGCGCCUAAGGACUGACUUGGAAGAAGCAAAGGCCCUUGAAGUUGCUAAGUUACAGGAUUCUUUGCAUGCAAUGCAAGCUCAAGUUGAAGAGGCACAUUCCUUGUUAGUCAAGGAACGAGAGGCAGCACGGAAGGCUAUAGAAGAAGCACCGCCUGUCAUAAAAGAAACACCUGUUCUUGUUCAAGAUACAGAAAAGAUUGAUGCCUUGUCUGCUGAGGUGGAAAACCUAAAGGUUUUGUUGCAAUCGGAAAAGCAGAGAGCAGAUGAUACGCAGCGAAAUUUUGUGGAAGCCCAGGAAGAAAAUGGAAAAUUGGUUAAAAAGCUUGAAGGUGCGGAAGGGAAGGUGGAUAAGCUUCAGGAUUCUUUGCAAAGGCUUGAAGAGAAGCUUACGAAUCUAGAAUCCGAGAAUCAAGUACUCCGUCAGCAGUCCCUAACCAUGUCCCCGACUUCGAAAGCAUUGGCUGUGCGACCUAAGACAACGAUUAUUCAGAGGAGUCCAGAGAAUGGCAACAUCUUAAACGGUGAAACAAAGGCCAUUACAAAAUUUCAGGAUGUGCAGCUUGCAACACCUGUACAAAGGGAGGUCGAAGUAGAAGAGAAGCCUCAGAAGUCACUGAAUGAGAAGCAGCAGGAAAAUCAAGAUUUGUUGAUCAAGUGUAUAUCUCAAGAUCUUGGGUUUGCUGGGGGAAAACCCAUUGCCGCUUGUAUUAUAUACAAAUGUCUUCUACACUGGAGGUCAUUUGAAGUUGAAAGGACAAGUGUUUUCGACCGUAUAAUUCAAAAUAUAGGCUCAGCUAUAGAGGCACAGGAGAGCAAUGACGUAUUAGCCUAUUGGCUAUCCAAUGCCUCGACUUUGUUGUUGCUCCUUCAACGCACACUCAAAGCAACUGGUGCUGCAAGUAUGACUCCACAAAGACGGAGGUCUUCCUCUCUCUUUGGCAGGAUAUCUCAGGGGAUUCGUGCAUCACCUCAAAGUGCUGGUUUUUCAUUUAUUAAUGGCCGGAUGAUCAGUGGAAUGGAUGACCUGAGGCAAGUGGAAGCCAAGUAUCCUGCUUUGCUGUUUAAGCAACAACUCACUGCUUAUCUAGAAAAAAUAUAUGGAAUGGUCCGAGACAACUUGAAGAAAGAGAUCUCGCCCUUGCUGGGUUUGUGCAUUCAGGCCCCGAGGACGUCUCGAGCAAGUUUGGUAAAGGGAACUCGUUCACAGGCCAAUUAUGAGGCUCAGAAAGCUCUCAUUGCCCAUUGGCAGAGCAUAGUAAAAAGCCUAAACAAUUUCUUGAAAACUUUGAAAGCCAAUUAUGUCCCCUCAUUCUUAGUCCGCAAAGUGUUCAACCAGAUAUUCUCUUUUAUCAAUGUUCAAUUGUUUAAUAGCCUUCUUUUGAGACGUGAGUGUUGCUCAUUCAGCAAUGGAGAAUAUGUGAAAGCAGGGUUGGCUGAGCUAGAGCAUUGGUGCUAUGAGGCUACUGAAGAGUAUGCAGGCUCAGCUUGGGACGAACUGAAACAUAUCAGGCAGGCAGUUGGGUUCUUGGUAAUACACCAAAAGCCUAAGAAGACCUUGAAUGAAAUUACUCGUGACCUGUGCCCGGUGCUUAGCAUCCAGCAGAUAUACCGUAUCAGUACAAUGUACUGGGAUGACAAAUACGGUACACACAGUGUAUCUUCAGAGGUCAUUUCUAGCAUGAGAGUUAUGAUGACUGAAGACAAUAACAAUGCUGUUAGCAGCUCCUUCUUGCUGGAUGAUGAUUCCAGCAUACCAUUCUCAGUUGAUGACAUUUCUAAGUCAUUAGAACAGAUCGAUAUAUCCGAUAUUGAUCCACCUCCUCUAAUACGUGAGAAUUCUGGUUUCAUGUUCUUAUCGCAGCGGUCAGAGUGACUCUCCCAAUAUCAUCUCUCUUCUCUAUCUCGAAGAUUUCAUCGCUUAUUUGCUUCACUAUUGUGUCAAGCGCCUGUGCAUACGAUCUCAUCCCUUGAAUAUCAGAACCUUUGUAGGAGUCGCUCUCUAUCGUAGGAGUCUCUCUCUAUCCAUCUCUCUUAUUCUUUUCUUACAGGUCUUGGCUUCAGUUAAGAGCCAAAAGCAGGACCCUGUAUCCUGUAUCUGCUGUCAAAGCCCAACCUAUAUUCCUUUUCAUUGUAAUUUUGGUUGAAGGUGGUGGUUGUCGGUGGUGUGUUGUUUUGCAUAUGCCCAAAGGGGGCACACCCUAAUCUGCAAUUUUCAGAAUUGGGGUUUCAAUUUAGUAUAUUGCUUUCCCAUAUUUCCAGAAAGGGCAUGGGCCCAUGGGUGUUUCUGUAAUUUCAGAAACAAGGUCAGUCUAGUCCCCUCCAUAUUCAUAUUUAUUCAAGUAUGUGUGUUUGCCUUAGGGUGAAUUUGUAAUUACAGAAUUAGGGUUUUUGACUUAGUGUUGGAAUCUUCCUUCAUUAGAUUUGUUCAAGUAUUUGUGUUUGCCCUUGGGCAUUCCUGUAAUUACAGAGUCAGGGUUUCGAUUUGGAAUCGACCCACAUCAAAUUCAUUGGUGUUUGUUUUUGUAAUAUAAUAUUGGUGUGACCAUUGUAACUUUAGCAGUGUAAAACAGCAGCCAUUUUUAGGGCUUGUAUUUGAUGUAUGAAGUUUGAUUCUUUUUGUAUGUGGGGGUCUUCCCUUUUAGCAAUGCUAUUUUAUGU